Molecule: messenger RNA, 1104 nt
Organism: Thecamonas trahens ATCC 50062
Lineage: Eukaryota; Apusomonadida; Apusomonadidae
Exons: 1
Coding region: 1-1104 (367 amino acids)
Source: RefSeq, a predicted model, not a curated record
AUGGAGCAAGCUGCGCUUGUUCUCGAGGCCGAGCGCAAGAAGAAGGCGCGGCUUCAGGCGCGGGCCAUGCUCAAGCGCGAGGGUGCGGUCAAGGCUGCUCAGAAAGCGCGGGCCGAGGCCGCGGCGCGGCGGAGGGUGGCCGUGGCCGUGGCCAAGGCCAAGGCGGAGACAGAGGCGAUGGAAGCCAAGGCGGCGGUGGCGGCGGUGGCGGCCAAGAAGGCAGCCAAGGGCGAACGAUACUGGCGGCAGCGGGCUACUCGUGAGGCCCGCGAGGAGAAGAUGGCCAAGGCCCGUGCCGCCCGGACCGCCACCCGCAAGGCCAUGGAGGCCAAGACCGGCCGCAAGGUCUCGCAGCUUGUUGCUGGCAACGAGUGGGCCCACACCAAGGAGCGCCGGUUUACUGAGACCCGCACCAUUGACGUGGCCGAGAUCGACCGCCUUGCGGAGCAAGAGGCGGCUGACCGCAAGCGAAGGGCCGCCCUCGCCAAGGAGGGCGCUCGCAAGCGCGCCGCUGCUCAGCGCGCCGCUCUCCACCAACUGAAGAAGGCCCGCAAUCCAGGGCCAGACUCGCAGCCGCAGCGCCAACCACCAUCAGGCGGUCUGCGUAAGGCCAAUUCCAAGUCCAAGCCGAAGCCCAGCCCCAGACCAAAGCCCAAGUUUCCGCCUGGCGCCGGUCUCCGCACCGAGGCAUCAGUCCCUAGCCGCAAGCGGAAGCGUGAGCAGGCCGCGCCACCAAGCAACGUCUUGAAUGGGCUCUCCAUCUCGUCGUCAGACUCGGAGCCCGACCACCCUCCUGCCCGCGCGGUCCGCACUGAGCGGUCGCGCUCGCAGUUUACCGAUCUCAUCACCUCGAUCUUCCACCGCCCCGGCAAGCAAGAGUACGCCCGCCAGCAGAUGCGCGAGAUGGGCCUCGACGCCGGCUCCGACUCGGACUCGGACAUGGAUGUUGGCUCAUUUGAUGCCAUUGAGGCCAUGGAGCGCCAGACCGCCCGCAUCGGCCGUCGCGAAGACGCCCGCGAGCUCAAGCGCAUCCGCGCCGCUGAAGCCGCCGAGCGCCGAGCUCGCGCCGCUCCCGCUAGCCCUCGCAAGCGUUGCAAACGUUGA